CCGGUGAGACGAUAAUAAACACAUAGAGAGAGCGACGGACGGAGAGAAGAAAUGGAGAAGUAUUUUGGAAAUGCGUACAGGGGAGAUCCAGGAGUGCCGCACGCAGAUGCUGAUAGGUUCGUGAACAUAUGGAUUGGUUCGGCUGCCUUCUCUGCUCUCACCUGGGUCAAUCCUUACAUGUGGCAGCUCUCCAACCAGUUCAAUUAUCAUGAUAAGUGGAUGCUCUUUGAGCAGUACCACUGGAAAAAAGCAAGGGCAAAGAAGCAGCCUUACGAAUUCAAGUGGAAUAAGAUACCGAAAGAAGUCAGGGACUCGUAUUAUUACAACUGGCCUGUCUACUUCCCUUAGAUGAAAGCCUCUCCCUUGCAAUCUUUUCAGCUUGCCUUGUCGAACUUAUUAAGAAUGUAACUCUGUUUGCUUCUCGUUCUGUUCCUUUUCUGUUGGAUUUUAAGUUUGGUCUGUACUUGAUCACUCAACUAUCCUCUUCUAGAUGAAACUCUUAUGGCAAGA
Messenger RNA from Raphanus sativus (radish), 510 nucleotides. RefSeq lists its product as uncharacterized. Lineage: Eukaryota; Viridiplantae; Streptophyta; Magnoliopsida; Brassicales; Brassicaceae. The transcript is spliced from 3 exons. The coding region runs from base 52 to 348 and encodes 98 amino acids. The record is from RefSeq and is a predicted model, not a curated record.